AUAACAAGUCGAUAUGAAAACCCCAAGUUGACAAGAUAAGAAGAGCGGCGCGAAUAAGAGCAAAAUCAUGUAUAAUUCUAUUGAAAUACCAGACUCCGACGAGGAUAUGUCGGAGCUAACAAUAGAUUUACCAAAAUCAGAGUCCAGCGCUGCUGAAAUAAAUGAGCACACACCCAGAAAACAAAGAAAGAUUUCGGUUUCAAGUGCAGCUGAGACCAAUACAGCCACAACACCGGGAUCUACAUCAUCCGAAACAACUAACAGCUCUCCUCUAAACAGUAACAAAGACAGCAAUACAACGCACCAAGUUCGCCAUAGAUCUCGAAAAGCACAACUUACAGUACGUAAUGGACUUGAAAAUGAAAUACAAUUCGAAACAAUACCGGUCGAUGAUGAAACUCCAGCAGCCCAAGAGCAACGGGUGAAGGAGAACGAAAGAGUGAGUACUCUCAUCGCGAAUAUGCUAAACACAGACGAGAUGGAAACGGUUGUGCAGCGAAUCGCCAACGAACGCGUGCGUUGCAAUUUCCUGUUGACUAGCUAUAACUUGCCUGACAUGCAUUUUUCACUAAGCACACCUCUCGAAAUGCUAAAGUUUCAGUUCCAGGAGCGACUCAAGCUUCGCAGGGAGCGCUUGAAUACAACAAAUGCAACAAAACCAAUCGUAACAAACAAAAACAAGUCUGAACAGCUAUAGCAAACAUUAAUUAAG
This is a messenger RNA of Drosophila arizonae, 712 nucleotides long. RefSeq lists its product as uncharacterized. The record is from RefSeq and is a predicted model, not a curated record. NCBI's taxonomy places the organism in Eukaryota, Metazoa, Arthropoda, Insecta, Diptera, Drosophilidae.